UGGACCAAAUUCAAAGUAACCGCUGCAGGGGAGGACCAGAUGUGCUUCACACAAUUAGGACACCCUUCCCAAGCACCUUCAGCGAGCGGCGGCGGCGCCGCUGGGGCGCUCCGCGGGUCCCGCUGCUUCGUGCAACAACUCCUACGGGAACUAAUUGCUUCCUUGCCAUUGCUCCCUUCACACGAUAAUAAUAUAAACAAACCUAAGACCGACAGAUCUGUGAAAAAGAACAGGCAUAUAUCUGGCACCCGUUCGCUGAGUUCACCUCCCUCACGCCGCAGCCUCUCCGUGCAAACACCCAAAUCUACGGACUUUCAACACAAGUCUUCAUGGUGUGAAACUAGACCCACUAAACAUGAAAGUUAUAAUAAAGGCAAGGGCGGCGUGGAACCAGGCUGGGCGGGCGGCGCGCGAGCUCUGCGCGACGCGCACGUACGGCUCGUGCUGCGGCAGCUGCGGCACGUCGAGCGGCUUAACCGCGCGCUCGACCGCCGCGCCUGCUAACACAAAUUU
Molecule: messenger RNA, 513 nt
Organism: Cydia strobilella
Lineage: Eukaryota; Metazoa; Arthropoda; Insecta; Lepidoptera; Tortricidae
Exons: 5
Coding region: 40-504 (154 amino acids)
Source: RefSeq, a predicted model, not a curated record